CGCCCUUUUUUUUUUUUAGCUACACAGUUAAUCGCAUGUGGAAGUUGAACGGACGACGUGGUUAGCAAGAGUAGACUAGGCGAGGGCUGUUUUGCAAACUACAAAACGGCGUUUUCGAUUUAUUUCGUUUUAUUUAUGGUUGUUAAUUUUGUAAUUUCAAAAUUAGUAUUUGAAAAUGUCCCAUACAGUAGUUACAACGACAACCACCACAACGUCGACAUCUGAUGGAGGUAUUCUAAACAUUGGUUAUGCACGGACUGUUCAGGGUUUACUCAAAAUCGCUCAAGUGGUUGUACUGCUUAUUGCAUUCCUGUGUGUCCACUGCUCUUCUGCAUGGACAGACUACUCCGCCUUCCGUUACUUUGAGGUGGUCACUCUGUGGUUCCUCAUUGCCUUCCUUAUCUUCUUCCUGAUGUACAUCUUCAGGCUCCAGAGCAAGAUCCCCUGCAUCAACUGGACCCUGACGGAGUUUUUGCAUUAUGCCGUGGGGACAAUCCUAGUCUUCAUUGCAUCUAUAGUGGCUGCAGUGAAGUGUGGCCAAAUUUCUGCCCUUGUCGCCGGAUCGGUGUUUGGCUUCAUUGCUACUUUUUUACUUGCAGUCAGCAUCUGGAUGUCCUACAAGAUCACAUGUGGGUCCCAGCCAACAGGUGCAGCUGUGUAGGAACAAAAUUUUCAUUUAUCUGCUUUUUAUUUCUAUCUGCAUUUUAGGAAUGUUGGACAUGUUUGUCAUUUGUUUUGUUUAUAAUUGCCUUAGCAAAAAAGUGUUACAUUAGGAUCCUGGCCAGGAACCAGCAGGACCCCAUGCCACAGUAUUUAUCUCAGUAUUAGCUGUUACACGCAGGCUUGUGUUCUAGGUUGGCCAGUGGAUUUAGUUUGAUUGGGUGUAGUUGUAAGUAUAUUUUUUGCGAAAAAAGCUUUAAUUGUGUAUAUUCUGGUAUUGCCAAUGAAUAUUUGACACUGAUGUGUUACGAGGACUUAUGUAUCAAAAGCUUAAGCUUAAUAACUUAAGUAUGUUUCUUGGUGUAAUCAGUUGAUAUAAGUCAUUUGAGACAUAUUCGCACCUGUAUUUAAAAAGGCACAAUUCCUUUUUUUUUUUAGAUUGGCUAUGUGUCAGAAUAGUGUUUAUGUUUUAGAAAAAAUAAUGUGCCUUUCACAUUCAGUGAUAUAAAACCAAAAGAUUUUGUUUGCCAUAUUUUACAUUUUAUUUCAUAUUAAAAUGUGAGCUCUCAUA
This is a messenger RNA of Anguilla rostrata (American eel), 1231 nucleotides long. It is a transcript of the gene cmtm7, whose product is annotated as CKLF-like MARVEL transmembrane domain containing 7. The transcript has 5 exons. Lineage: Eukaryota; Metazoa; Chordata; Actinopteri; Anguilliformes; Anguillidae. The coding region runs from base 176 to 661 and encodes 161 amino acids. The record is from RefSeq and is a predicted model, not a curated record. Gene Ontology annotation, cellular component: membrane.